Molecule: messenger RNA, 1018 nt
Organism: Metopolophium dirhodum (rose-grain aphid)
Lineage: Eukaryota; Metazoa; Arthropoda; Insecta; Hemiptera; Aphididae
Exons: 4
Coding region: 419-898 (159 amino acids)
Molecular function (GO): heme binding; oxygen binding
Source: RefSeq, a predicted model, not a curated record
CUGUAGACUCGUGUGUAUAUGUUGCAUAAAAAAAAUCUAUCUUUUUGCUAUUUCCACUAGAAAACAUUUUUCCUUCGACAAUAUUAUAGACCUCGAACCCAUAAUACGUCCGAGGGUCUUCUGCAGCAGCAGUGCGCUUAUAAUUUAAAUUACGAAAAUAACUCAUCAAGUGUUAUGCAAGAUGAUAUGAUAUAUUAUAUACUCGAAUAUUGUUGUCUUCUAUUUAUCAAUUAAUCUUUUUAAUUGAAACUCAUCAAAAUGAAAAUCGCAGUAGCGGUGGGAAGUGAUAAUUAUUAGUGUUAUCGAGUUUCUAGUACGUGAGUCUAAUAAUUGGAUAUAGUUAAACAUGCUCAGUUAUGAUUGACCUUUAACAUUACAAUUUACAGCGCUAGGCUUGAAAACAACAGACAAUUAUAGUAUGAAGUCCUCAAGAUUUUUGAACGAGUCUCAGACGGCUCUGGUGAAACAAUCAUGGCCGAUGAUUGUUUCAAAUGGAUUUUGGACUUCGUUUUAUACCAAUCUGUUCGAGAGGAGUCCAUCGUAUCAAUUACAAUUCGAUCGUUUCGCUCAUGUUCCAUUUGAAGAGCUCGAGUCGAACGUUCACUUUUUGGCACACUCUGCCAGGACUGGAUUUGCAUUUAACGCCGCUAUUGAACUGUUGGAAACACCCGACGAGUUACACAAGAUCUUAGUGGAUUUGGGAGAAAAACAUCGCAAAUUUCGUCUCACGGCCAAACAUUUCGAGGUCGUCAAAGACGUACUGACGCGCAUGAUCGAGGACCGAUUGCCGACGACAGACGAACCUGACAGAGUCGCGCUUCUGGCGGAGGCGUGGAAGCCGUGCCUGACCUUGGUGAUCGGAGUGAUCAUGGAUUCCGCGACCGCCACGGUUAAUUAAAUGGCGAUUUGCACGACGAUAUUAAUAAUAGACGUUUGCAGACACGCAUAUACCACGUGAAGUCGUACGCCGCACGUCUUAAACGCCACAAUAAACAGUAUAACACAUCCGCGCACAGUA